Molecule: messenger RNA, 1074 nt
Organism: Aspergillus tanneri
Lineage: Eukaryota; Fungi; Ascomycota; Eurotiomycetes; Eurotiales; Aspergillaceae
Product: maleylacetate reductase
Exons: 2
Coding region: 1-1074 (357 amino acids)
Biological process (GO): protein histidyl modification to diphthamide
Cellular component (GO): mitochondrion
Molecular function (GO): 2-(3-amino-3-carboxypropyl)histidine synthase activity; maleylacetate reductase activity; metal ion binding
Source: RefSeq, a predicted model, not a curated record
AUGGAAGCAUUCGAAUACAACGCAUCCCCAGCCCGAGUCAUCUUCGGCAGCGGUACCCUCUCCCGACUCUCAGAGGAAGUAGCACGACACAGAGUGAAGGCCCCCCUCAUCGUAUCGACACCACAACAAGUCGAUCAAGCAUCUCAGCUUAAAGAUCUCCUCGAUGGCAAAGUCGCAGGUGUCUUCACUGAAGCAACAAUGCACACCCCCUACACCAUCACAGAGAAAGCUCUGGCGUACACGAAAUCCGUAAACGCCGACUCAGUCAUCUCAAUUGGAGGGGGGAGCACAAUUGGGCUUGGGAAGGCGAUAUCCAUAAGGACGGGACUACUACAUAUCUGUAUCCCAACGACAUAUGCAGGUUCGGAAAUGACGCCUAUUCUUGGGGAGACAGAGGGUGGGCAGAAGAUUACGAGGAGCGAUCCUAAGAUUUUACCUGGGGCAGUCAUCUAUGACGUUGAUCUCACAAUGACUCUUCCUGCGGGUAUGAGUGCUACAAGCGGUGUCAACGCAAUUGCGCAUUCAGUCGAAGCUCUCUACGCCCGUAACACCAACCCCAUCAUUUCCCUGCUAGCUAUCGAAGGUAUAAAAACUUUGGCAGCCUCACUGCCCAAGAUCGUCGAAUCACCUUCGGACAUUACAUCCCGCCAAUCCGCCUUCUUCGGUGCCUGGUUGUGCGGCACCUGCUUAGGCACAGCCGAGAUGUCUUUCCACCACAAACUAUGCCACACCCUCGGUGGCUUCUUCAACAUGCCGCACGCGGAAACACACACAAUCAUCCUACCUCAUGCGUUAGCCUACAAUGCCCCUGCUAUACCUGAAGUUAUGAAGAGGUUAGCAGAUGUAUUGCCAGGCAGUGGUGGCGACGCGAUAAAGGGGUUAAACGCACUGUUAGAGCGGCUGAAGGUUAAGAGGGGUUUGAAGAGCUUUGGGUUUAAGGAGGAGGAUUUGGAUAAGGCUGCCGAGAUUGCGGUGGAGAAUCCGUAUUGGAGUCCGAGGGUGAUUGUAAAGAGGCCAAUCAGGGAACUCCUGAGGAGAGCGUGGGCUGGGGAGGAGGCGAGAACAGAUUUGUAA